AGCAAAAGAAACAAUAGACAAGAGACUAAUCUAACUCGGAUCAGAGUUAACAGAGAGCCAUGGCAGCUCGGAAGCGAGCUUCAACAAACUCGUCCUCCUCGACUCAAACCAAACCAAGCGAUCGCGAGCCACCCAAAACCCAAGAAGCAGCAGCAGAAGCGCCAAUCUCAGCACCCAAGUCUGGUGUGAUUCUGAAGCUGACGGCGUUGUUCUCCGUCCCCUACUUUUACCUGGUCUUGUACCAUUACAAGAUUGAGCAGGAGCUCAGAAAUUCGAUUCUGAUCAAUGCCGCCCUCAGCCUCGCGGCGUUCUUCGUCACCGUUAAGAUGAUCCCUGUGGCUUCUAGAUACGUUCUCAGGCGCAAUCUGUUUGGCUACGAUAUUAACAAAAAGGGUACUCCUCAGGGUACUAUUAAAGUGCCAGAGUCGUUGGGCAUUGUUGUUGGAAUUGUCUUCUUGGUCUUUUCGAUAUUAUUUCAGUAUUUCAACUUCACUGCAGAUUCAAAUUGGCUUGUUGAGUACAAUGCAGCAUUAGCCUCCAUAUGCUUUAUGGUAUUGCUGGGAUUUGUAGAUGAUGUUCUUGAUGUACCGUGGAGAGUGAAAUUAAUACUGCCAUCAAUUGCAGCUUUACCUCUGCUGAUGGCUUAUGCUGGACAUACAACUAUUAUCAUACCGAAGCCUCUUGUUCCAUAUGUUGGGCUAGAGGUCUGGGAUCUAGGAUGGAUGUAUAAACUAUAUAUGGGACUUUUGGCGGUUUUCUGUACAAACUCAAUUAAUAUUCAUGCUGGAUUGAAUGGUCUUGAAGUUGGCCAGACAGUUGUAAUUGCAUCUGCUAUUUUAAUACACAAUAUCAUGCAAAUUGGAGCUUCUGUAGAUUUUGAGUACAAGAUGGCACACGCAUUCUCUAUAUAUCUUGCCCAACCCUUACUGGCAACCUCCUUGGCAUUGUUCUCUUACAACUGGUAUCCUUCUUCAGCUUUUGUUGGAGAUACUUACACAUACUUUGCUGGGAUGACUAUGGCUGUAGUUGGGAUUCUUGGCCAUUUUAGUGAAACGCUCCUGAUUUUCUUUCUCCCUCAAGUCUUGAACUUUCUCUUGUCGCUGCCCCAGCUUGCUGGGAUCAUUCCAUGUCCGCGCCAUCGUCUCCCAAGGUUCGAUCCUGAAACUGGACUGCUGACUGGGACAAAUGAUGGGACGCUUGUAAACUUGUUCCUAAGACAAUUUGGCAGGAUGACAGAGAAGAAACUUUGUGUUUAUCUUCUCGUUUUCCAGGCUCUAGCAUGCUGCUUCUGUUUCCUGUUGAGAUACUUCCUUGCUGGUUGGUAUAAAUGAGGCAAAAAAGAACCAACUUCUACAAGCAAGCGUCCACAAACAUACAUUUCCUGCAAGCGAGUCAAUACCAUCGGCAACACAUAGAUUAGACAUCACUUUGAAGUUUUGACAUUCUAGAGAUGGGUUACAACUUGUAUCUUUUUAAAUUUAUUUUAACAAAAAGGGAGCAUUCAUAAUAGAUGAAAUUAGAGUUCAAUUUGUAUUUUAGCCGUUGAUGGAAAACAUUAUAUUACCAGGAAAGAGAUUAUGAUUUGCCUCGAUUCGAUGUCUAGCAUUGCUUUUGGAUACACAAGUAAUACAUUUACAACUUCACUGGGAUUGAAAAGAACUGGGAUAAGAUGUUUUAAA
Molecule: messenger RNA, 1679 nt
Organism: Rosa chinensis
Lineage: Eukaryota; Viridiplantae; Streptophyta; Magnoliopsida; Rosales; Rosaceae
Product: UDP-N-acetylglucosamine--dolichyl-phosphate N-acetylglucosaminephosphotransferase
Exons: 11
Coding region: 60-1331 (423 amino acids)
Biological process (GO): protein N-linked glycosylation; dolichol-linked oligosaccharide biosynthetic process
Cellular component (GO): membrane
Molecular function (GO): UDP-N-acetylglucosamine-dolichyl-phosphate N-acetylglucosaminephosphotransferase activity
Source: RefSeq, a predicted model, not a curated record